GUUCCUGUCUUUAGACAGAUUUAAAGGAGUCAGAUUCCACGUGAUCUCACUUCCUCAUAUUCUAAUAGUUCUGUUUCUCAAGUUCAUCAUCUCGCUGCUAAAAUAUUCAGAUAUAUUUGAGCUUUUAAUGAAGACAGCUACAUUUUUGUCUCUGUUGAUGAACAGGAACACUGUUAUCUGAAUCAUAAUAAUAUGUAAUCAUAAUUUAUAUUUAACAUAUCGAACUUAAUUCCAUGGUAAAGGAAACUAUUAUUUGUAAGAACAGCGCUUCGCGUUAUUACAAAGUAACUCUCACACAAAGAAGUUCAAAGUGAUUAUUAUAAUUAUCUUUAAUGUAACACUGUGUUCCUCACGCAUGCCCCGCUCUCAGCCAAUCAGCGCCGCCGCGCAGCCUUCACUCAGACACCGCAGCCAAUCGGAACGCGGCGUGACGUCAGCGCCGCAGUGAGCGGGGAUCGAGGGCGUGAGAGAGCUGUUGCCGGAUGAGAGAUCAGAGCAGCACAUGAGCGCGCCUUCAUCAUCCUCCGAUACUCGAUUAAUUGAUAGAUCGAUACAUCAUGUCCACGCUGGAGGAGUACGAGCGCGCGCCCAAGCGCCUGAAGGUGUCCGCUGAGGAGGAGGAGGAGGAGCUGGAGGAAGGCGAGGAGUCAGACUCAGCAUCCGCGGGGCUCCUGGGUGACGAUGAGGAGGAUGAAGGACAGAACAGAGCGCGCUGGAGCUGCGCGGAGAGGAAGGACAGCGGCUCUGAGACGCACCGCAUCGCUCCGUCUCCCGUCGUCCACGUGCGAGGUCUUUGUGAAUCCGUGGUGGAGGCCGAUCUGGUCGAAUCCUUGGAGAAAUUCGGAAACAUCUGUUAUGUGAUGAUGAUGCCGUUCAAGCGGCAGGCUCUGGUGGAGUUCGAGGAGGUUCAGAGCGCUGACCGCUGCGUGGCGAGUGGCUCGCAGGAGCCCGUCUACAUCGCCGGACAGCAGGCCUACUUCAACUACUCCACCAGCAAACGCAUCACACGACCCACCAACGCCGACGACCCCAACAGCGGGAACAAAGUGCUGCUGCUGUCCGUCCAGAACCCGCUGUACCCCAUCACUACGGACGUUCUGUACACAGUCUGUAACCCGAUCGGAAACGUGCUGCGGAUCGUGAUCUUCAAGAGGAACGGGAUCCAGGCCAUGGUGGAGUUUGAAUCCAUCCAGAACGCUCAGAAGGCCAAAGCGGCCCUCAACGGGGCCGACAUCUACGCCGGCUGCUGCACGCUGAAAAUCGAAUACGCUCGGCCCUCACGCCUCAACGUCAUCAGAAACGACAACGACAGCUGGGACUACACCAAACCCUUCCUGCUGCGCCGAGAGCGUGGUAAAGGCCGUCAGAGGCAGGCCAUCCUGGGAGAACAUCCAUCCUCGUACAGUGAUAACGGAUACGGCGCUCACUGCCCCCUGCUGCCGCUGCCCAGUAAUAACCGCUUCAAGCGCGUCUCUCAUGAUGUCACAGAGGUCGUGACCUAUCCACUGCCCCACACAUCUUCAUACAUGAGCCCCGCCUCCAGCUCCGUCGCCAUGGUGAGCGGCCUGCAUCCCGCCAAGAUGAACUGCACUCGCAUCUUCAACCUCUUCUGUCUCUACGGCAACAUCGAGAAGGUGAAGUUCAUGAAGAGCGUCCCGGGAACAGCUCUAGUAGAGAUGGGUGAUGAGUACGCAGUCGACAGAGCAAUCACACACCUCAACAGCAUCAAGGUGUUCAGCAAACGCCUCAACGUCUGCGUGUCGAAGCAGCACGCUGUGAUCCCCAGUCAGGUGUUUGAGUUGGAGGACGGCUCCAGCAGUUACAAGGACUUCGCUAUGACUCGUAACAACCGCUUCACCAGCGCCGGCCAGGCGUCCAAGAACAUCAUCCAGCCGCCCUCCUGUGUGCUGCACUUCUACAACGUGCCGCCCUGCGUCAGAGAGGAUGACCUGCAGCGGUUGUGCACAGAACACGACGUCCCAGGAUUCAUCAAAUACAAAGUGUUUGACGCCAAACCCAGCUCUAAGACCAUCUCUGGCCUGCUGGAGUUCGACAGUAAGACUCACGCUGUGGAGGUUCUGACGGUCCUCAACCACCACCAGAUCCGGAUCCCCAACGGUUCGAACCCGUACACACUGAAGCUGUGCUUCUCCACCUCCUCACACCUCUGAGCCAGAGCGACUGAUACCACCGUCUUCAUCAUCUUCAUCAUCCUCACCUGCUGAGACUCUCCUUCAGAAUAAGCCCUCUUUAGUUUUUCAUCUGUGACCCUGAUCAAACCAGGAAACUGACACACACACACACACAUAAUAUAAUGAUGUCACUCCAAAAGAGGUGAUGAAGGACACUGGUGUUUGAUGACAUCAUCAUCUGAUCUGGACCGACUGAAGACGUGAUGAACACUUUAUUAUUUAUGUGUACAGCAGCGGGUUCACUAGAGACUAACGGAUCCGCCGCUGGGUUAACCCUUAACUAGUCACAUGAUCCAGAUCCAGACACACAUCACAUGACUGCUAGUUAGUUCCGCUCCCCAUCUCUCUGUUCAGUUCCUGCAGAUCUGAUGAAGCUCUUCACUGUAAAACACUGCUGCUCCUCCUCAGGAUUUCCAGGUUCUUCAAUCACGAUACUGGAGAAACAAAAUGACUUAAAAUAAGAAAGAAGUCUUGUUUUCUGAGAAACUGAGAAUCAAAAUCAGGUGAGUUUAUGAUUAAAAGAAGAAUAGAGAAAUCAGCUUAAUUCAAAUGAAAGUCUUCAUUCCUCAUUGGCAGAUAUUUGUUCUUGUUUUAAUCAUGAACUCUUCAUAUCUUGAUCGUGCGCCUACAGUAAACACAUCUCGAUUUAAGGAGGUUUAAAACCAGACAAAACUACAGUACUUUCUUUGCAGUGUAUGCAACACUUAAUGUCAUGAUUUCUGAACGAAUAUGAAUUAUGAAGACGUUCUGCUCUGAUUUAAAAAUGUUUUCAGGCCUUCAUUUGUGGAAGAGUGAAACGUUAUACGACCUGCAGAAACCUGGACGUGAAGCCUUCAGAUCCGUUCUGGACCUCUUUAGUUUGAUUUAAAUGCAGCGGUCAACAGUGAGAAAAUACAUUUAUUCAACUGAAAGCAAAACAAAAAACAUCACUAAAUAAAAUCCUAUUUUCAAAUGUGUAAAUAAUAUGAAGGAACUGUAUCUAAAAUGAACAAAGGGCAAUAAAAAAUACUAAUUAAACAUUUUUAUUAAAAAAAUAGUAUAUCUCC
Carassius auratus (goldfish) is the source of this 3238-nucleotide messenger RNA. Its product is annotated as heterogeneous nuclear ribonucleoprotein L-like. Gene Ontology annotation, molecular function: RNA binding. Gene Ontology annotation, cellular component: nucleus. The record is from RefSeq and is a predicted model, not a curated record. The coding region runs from base 558 to 2171 and encodes 537 amino acids. The transcript has 13 exons. Gene Ontology annotation, biological process: mRNA processing. NCBI's taxonomy places the organism in Eukaryota, Metazoa, Chordata, Actinopteri, Cypriniformes, Cyprinidae.